Messenger RNA from Cuscuta europaea, 2313 nucleotides. Lineage: Eukaryota; Viridiplantae; Streptophyta; Magnoliopsida; Solanales; Convolvulaceae. The record is from the annotation of a GenBank genome assembly.
UACAGACCGUCAAUAAACCCUUCUCCCGCCAGUUCCACUUCCCGCUAAAUUGUGCACUCUACCAUAACCAUAGCGCCAUUUCCUUCCUCCGCCGUUUCCUUCCCCUGUAUUUCGAUUUCUCAUUUUCUCCAAUGGCGCCUUCUCAGAAAUUGACGGAGUACGAGCGUAAGAGGCUGGAAAACAUCAAGCGCAACGAGGAAAUGCUCGCCGCCUUCAAAGUUCAUUCCCACCUCUCAGAUCUCUCUGCUGCAACUGCCGCCGCCAAAUGUCCCAGGGUGCAGAAAAAGUCCUUUAAAUUGAGUCCGAUGAAGAAACCAAAAAAUGAGGCGCCCACUGUGCUUCGUCGUUCUCUAAGGACUCUGGGAAAGCCUCCAGAUGCAUCUACAGCUGGUGGCCUGGGUCAUGAUUUCGUUGAAUCCAAAAUCGGGAACAAACUGGAGCAAGAAGACUCACUGUCGAAAUUGCUUAGUGAGGCUGUACCUAUCACUAUGAAAGAUGCCUAUCAGGGUGUUACUACAGACUCAAACGAACAAUUAAUUGAAAACAUUAAGAGUUUGUCGAGAAAACCAAAAUCGGAUGAGAAGGCUGAUCAAGAUCCUAACUUUUGUGAUCUUAAGAAGAUGUCAAGGCCUUCAUGUUCAGUAGAUAUUGACUCAUUGAGAUUGAAACCGGAAAAUAUUGCUCGGGUUGUGCCAGGAAGAAUACUUAGUGUGAAGUUUUUCCCAACAACGGAGAUGAGAAUGGUUGUCGUAGGAAACAAGUUUGGAAAUAUAGGUUUCUGGAAUGCUGAUGCAAAAGAUGGAGUGGGAAUUUAUGUUUACCAAACUCAUUCUGGUCCAGUAUCAGGGAUAGUGAUUGAACCAUUUACAAAGUCAAAGAUGAUUACAUCUUGUUAUGAUGGGUUUAUCAAGCUGAUGGACAUUGAGAAGGAGUUAUUUGAUUGCAUAUAUUUAAGUGACUAUUCUAUAUAUGCUAUAUGUCAAAGUCCAGACAAUAUGAAUUCAUUAUAUUACACAGAAGGGAGAGGUAAUCUUGGAAUAUGGGAUUUGAGAGCUGGAAAGUCAUCAUCAUCCUGGAAUUUACAUGGAGAGAGGAUCAACUCUAUAGAUUUCAACUCCGAGAAUAUAAAUACUAUGGUUACAAGCUCUUCUGACAAAACUGUCUGUAUCUGGGAUAUGAGAAAUGCUGGCUCCGAGAAACUAAAACCAUUGAGAACUAUCCACCAUAAAAAAUCUGUGCAUUCUGCGUACUUUUCACGAUCUGGCCGACUUCUUGCGUCAACAAGUUUUGAUGACAAAAUAGGCUUGUCAAGUGGAGCUAAUUAUGAAGAUGUAAGUAUGAUUCAUCACGAUAAUCAAACAGGCAGAUGGAUUUCCUCCUUCAGAGGUAUAUGGGGCUGGGAUGAUUCCUAUAUAUUCAUUGGAAACAUGCGAAGGGGAGUCGACGUCGUUUCAACAGGGGAAAAGCAAAUUCUUAAGACAUUACGGAAUAAGCAUAUGUCUGCUAUACAGUGCCGCUUUGAUGCACACCCCUACAACGUUGGGAUGCUUGCAGGCGCUACGAGUGGGGGUCAGGUGUAUCUUUGGACACCUUAGCUAGCACAACAUUGCAUGUUUCUCAUCUUGAGAUUUGCUUGAAUUGGUUGUCUUACCAAACUACUGCCGAGCUGCUAACAUUUCAUGUUAUAUAGAAUAGCUGAAAUAUUUUGUAUCACUAGAUUUCCUUAAUCUGAUCUCAAGACUAUCAACUUUGAUCUUUGGUUGUAUCAUUAGUACGUGGCUGGGAUGUGGAACCCAAUUUAGUGGAGUUGGUUUACAUUGCACAUAGCUCGGGUGGUCUCGGUUCCAGUUUCACACCAGUACUAGGCAUAAAUGUGCAACUAUAAAGCAUCUAUUAUGUCUCACAUGUCAUUCUGUUUGUCCAUUUGAUCACUACACCAGUACCUCAAAUGUCAUUCUGUUUCACAUAGCUCCGGUGGACUUGGUUUACAUUGCACAUAGCUCGGGUGGACUCAGUUCCAGUUUCACACAAGAUUUCCGGUUUUACAUUGCAUAUAAAAACCAAAUUGUGCACCCAAUUUUCGGUUAUGGACUGGAACUGGUAGCCAGUACCGACUCAAUUAGUUUCGUGUUCACAAAGUUAUGGCUUUACCUGAUGGGUUCUGUAAAUCCGUGUUUAGUUUUGUUCUUUUAAAUAAUCAUAAUCAGUUACCUAUAUAUGGAUUAUAUGCUAUUUUGCUAUUCAAACACUUCAUCUCACAUGUCAAUCUGUUUGUCCAUUUGAUCACUACAAAGCAUCUAUUAUAUGCACUUG